Molecule: messenger RNA, 2556 nt
Organism: Humulus lupulus (European hop)
Lineage: Eukaryota; Viridiplantae; Streptophyta; Magnoliopsida; Rosales; Cannabaceae
Exons: 4
Coding region: 1-2556 (851 amino acids)
Molecular function (GO): zinc ion binding
Source: RefSeq, a predicted model, not a curated record
AUGGGCAUAAUUGUUGUAGUGAUUGAGAGGAAUCGGGCUACAAAGAUUGACAUAUAUCUUGUUUUUCCUGAAACAGUCCGACAUUUAGAUCAGAAGGAAGAUUCAGAAGCUGUUAAACAUGUCCUUGCUAUCACUUUACCUCCUCUGAAAAUAUGUAUUAUAGAGGAAUUGCCAGAUGAUUGUGAUGUCCCUAUAGAUGUUGUUGGUAUCCAUGUUGAUGCAGCCAUUGAUGGGGUACAUGAAGAGCUUGAUGCUGAUCAAUAUUCAGAGGAAUUUCAGGAUGUUGACUUUGAUGAACCUGAUGAAGAGGAAUAUGAAGAAGAGUUUGACUACAUGGAUUAUGAAAGUGAUAUGGAGAACCAAAUACCAGAGGUGGUUGUGCUUUCAGAUUCAGAGGAUGAUAUUGCUAAGGAGAGCCAAGACAAAGUUCAGCGUGACAGAAAAGGGAAAGGAAAGCAAACUGGCUGUAGUAGAAGAGAGAAUGAUGAAGAUUUCAUAUUGGAGGAGGAAGAAUUUGAGCAAGAUGUUGAAGCUGAGAUAGAGAUGGGUACACAGUCUAACCCUAGGAGGUGGUGGCAAUCAGUUUCAGAUUUUUGUACUCAAAAUGUUGAUGAUGGAGACUCAGAUGGUAUAUGUUUUGAGGAGGAGUUACACGAAUUGAAGUCAGAUGAUGAGUUUGAUGCUGGUAAAAAUUUCAAAGAAUUCAACCCGAAAACCAAAAUGCAAAACUUCCAAUUUGUUCUUGGCAUGGAAUUUUCUAUUGUUACAAUUUUAAGGAAUGCAAUAAGGGAGUACUUUAUUGAAGGUGAUCGAGAAUAUGUAUUUAUUGCCAAUGAUUCAAAUAGAGUUAGAGUUAAGUGCAAGGGUGCAAACUGUGAAUGGAUGUUGUUUGCUUCAAUUGUUAAUAAGACAAAUGGCAAGACAAUGAGGGUCAAAACACUUGUUGACAAGCACAGUUGUGGCAUUGUUUUGGACAAUAAAAAGCUGACCUCAACUUGGCUUGCAAAGCAAUUUUUGGAGCAAUUUAGGCUAAAUCCGAGUAUGGAAUGCACUGCAUUUAGGGAGAUAACUGCAAAGACCAAGUACUCACGUGUGUCUAGCUGGACAUUUUACAGAGCCAAGACAAAAGCAAGGAAGAUGCUGGAAGGGUCUGUCAAGGAACAAUACGCCAUUCUUGAUGAUUACUGUAAAAGGUUGUUGGCUACCAAUUCUGGCUCUACUGUGAAGUUGAAAACUGAUUUGGUUAAUGGGAGAAGGACAUUUCAGCGUAUUUAUAUUUGUCUUAAGGCAUGUAGAGAUGGCUGGUUGGGGGGUUGUAGACCUCUAAUUGGUCUUGAUGACUACUUUUUGAAAAGAUAUUGUAGGGGAAUUUUAUUGGCUGCAGUAGGCAUUGAUGAUAAUAACUCCAUGUUUCCCAUUGCCUAUUGUGUUGCUGAAAAGGAAAACACUGAGGUUUGGACUUGGUUCUUGGAGCUUUUGAAGGAUGAUCUCGGGAAUUUGAGUCAUACCAAGGUGACAAUGAUGAGUGAUCAUCAAAAAGGAUUAGAAAAUGCAGAAUAUCCCGGGCUUUUACUUAAGCAACUUUUGUGGGCAGCAGCUAAUACUACAACAAAAGCUGAGUUUGCUCGAGCAAUGCAAGAAGUCAAGGAUGUCUUGGAUGGUGCUUACAAUUGGCUAGCAGGGAAGAACCCCAAAAAAUGGAGUAAGUCACAUAUUUCAGAGUACCCAAAAUGUGACAUUUUGGUGAAUAAUUUGUGUGAGAGUUUCAUUGCAACCAUACUUGAUGCUCGUGACAAGCCAAUUAUAACUUUACUAGAGAAAAUUAGAAUUCGGUUGAUGUUUCAGUUUUAUAACAAAAAAGCUGAGUUGGAGAAGAUGACUCAACCUAUGGGGAAGAGAAUUUUGAAGAUAAUUGAGAAGCAAAAAGAGGUUCCAAAGCAUUGUCUGGUUACUAGGUCUGACAAGUUUGAGUUUCAGGUUCAAUGCAGCAAUGGUAGUGCCUUAGUUGUCGAUUUGGAAUUCAGAACUUGUACAUGUAGGAGGUUUCAACUAUCUGGGCUUCCUUAUGGCCAUGCACUAGCUACUAUUUGGUUCAUGGGAGGUAAUGUCUUUGAUUAUGUCCACGAAUUCUAUAAAAAAGAUUUGUUGCAAAAAGCAUAUGAACAGAGUGUGCAUCCUAUGCCUAGUCCAGAUAUAUGGCCUCAGACAGGACUCAACCUAAUUGAUCCACCACCUCAGACGAAGCUGCCUGGAAGACCUAAGAAAGCUAGGAGAAGGGAGACAAAUGAACCUCCACCUGCUUUAAAGAAAGCUCGAAGAACUGGACAAGUUAAAACAUGCAGCAAUUGUCUGAAAACAGGGCACAGGAGAGAAACAUGCAAAUCUGCUAAGGUGGUUAAGAAUCGUGUGGUCAAAAAGCGAGGUCGUCCACCACUGCAGAAACCAACUGAAGCCACACUUUUAAGGAAGGAAAGAAGGCUGAAACAACAUGCUAAAGGAGGAACUAGUGGCACAAAGAAUGCUCAACCCGAUACUGGAAGGGGUUUCAUCUUUUGA